GAGCAGCCCGGGUCCCACCCAGCGAUAGCCCGCUUCCAGCAGUGUUUUGCCAACUGCCGCGCCGACAAAACCGACAGUCCGCGAUGCUCAGUGCACCUGUUGAAGCUGAUCGGUGCAGGGGAUGUCGAUUCUGAUAGAAUCCUCGAUUUCGUGUCGACUUUAGCAGCGUUUCCCAGUCCUUCCCUGGAGAGUUUACGGAGUGUGCCUACAGUCAUCGUUUGAUUAAAGUGACAAGUCAUUUUAAGAGGUUGAUUGUCUACGGCGAAAAGACAGUGUGAAGCACGAGGACGGACGGAGCAGUGCAAGUGCGCGGGACCUUGAGAUUCUGUGAAAUUACUGCGAGAAAUAAUAUGGAAAACCGACACAGCCAAGUCGGUCAGUCUAAUAUACUUGUUCGAUAACUGGUCGACAGGAGAGCGCUAUUAUUCGAAUCAAUGAAAACAAUUCGUUCUCCUUCUAAACAAAGCCUUUAGAAUGCAGCUAUCGCUGACGAUUGUUUGUUCGUUAGCAUCGGGCAGUGGACGUCCACUUAAGGAAACACCCGUCUGUGUUCUACAUCCACAGCUGUCGGAAGCUCUCGGGCGUGGAAGUAGCGCGCAGUUGUGAUGUAAGCGACCGUAUUAGGGAAACGGUGGCCUCAACUGUAUCUGCAGCUGCCGGACGGAACCCUCCGCGGCGAUAAGUGGGGUCCCGGGUAUUUUGGUGGACUGUGACCCGGCGGAAUUAUAACGCGAUGAAGCGCGACGGCUCGUGCAGACAGCGCGGCGACGGCGCGAUGGGCGUGUGGAGCAGGACGCGUAAGGAGGGCCGGCUGCAGCUGCGCCUGGGCGCGCACCCCGCCAUCCGCAAGGUGCUGAUGCCGCUGCUGCGCUGGCGCGGCCGCCGCGUCGCACCCUCCAGGAGAAUCCAGGAGUUGGAUGGCGGGUUCUUCGAGAAGUUCGGCUCGCUGCUGAAGGAGCAGGCGGACCAGGAGGCGGCUGCGGACGAGCGCGCCCUGCAUGGCGGCUCCGGCGAUGGCGGCGCAGACGCUGGCCACGGUGCCGACGUGGAGGCGGGGGAGGACGACGCCGCUGCCGCCGCUGCCGGCGAGGGCGAUGGCGAUGGCGAGGCGGAGGAAGGCGCCCAGCCGCCGCCCACGGACUCAGACUCCGAGCCCGAAGAGACGGACAAGCAGCAGUUCAUCUCGGACGCCAUGGGCUGGAACAUAGAAGAACUUUACUCAGAAAUCCUCUAUGAACUGCUCCAUACUGUGGGUUCUGAUGUCACAAGUGAUGAAAGAGAUGCUCUGCUAAGUUAUUUGCAAGAAGCUUUCAAAUUAGAUAAUGAGAGACACUCCAAUCUUUUAGAGAGAGCGCAGUCAAAAGAGGCUCCAAACAUUUUACUAAAUGUUGAAGUAAUUGAAGCUAAAGAUUUAGCACCAAAGGAUGCAAAUGGUCUCUGUGACCCAUUUUGCACAUUGUACUUAAAUUCAGCCAACACUGCCCGCUACAAUACUUCAGUGAAGUCUGAAACACUGUCACCUGUUUGGGAAGAGCAUUUUUCUCUGCCAGUAGAAAAUCCAUCUGAAGAUAUUUUAUUUGUAGAAGUAUGGGAUUUUGAUCCUGCAGAGACAGUUAGAGAGAAAAUGAUGAAGAUUGGAGAAGUGAAAGGUGUGAAAGGACUACGUAAAUUAAUGAAAGAGAUAGCAGUGACAGCAUCAACAGGGAAACAUGAUAAUGAACUAGUUGGUAGUGUCCAGAUUCCAUUAAGGAAUAUUCCUUCCUCUGGACAAAUGUACUGGUGCAGCUUGGAAAGGAAAAAUAAAGGGAAAAAGCAGGGUGACAUAAAAAUUAAGUUAAGUUUUGGGGCUGAGAAGAAUCCAAUGGUAGCACUUCAGGAACACAGACAUUUAUUAAGAUUGUUACUACUACAUGAUUUAGAAGAAGCAAAGACUCAACCUUAUCAGUGGAAUGGUGCAUUCCAAGAGAAAGCGGAGACUAUUCUCACCCAGCAUGUAGUACAAUGUGGCUUAUCACCUGCAGAUGUGGCACUAGCUCAGUGGUCUGAGUUUAUAACUGUCCAUAUUGACAAUCACCUCAACUUUAGAUUAUUUGCAGUUGUUCUAGAGAAGCUCCUGAAACCAAUCCAAGGCGAAAUUAUAUCAGGAGAUAAUGCCAAAUUGUUCUGGGAUUCCACAAAGAAGUUAUUACCAUCUUGUCUCAAUGCUGUAAGAAAAAUACGUAAGCUGACUCCAAGUGAUAAGAACACAUUAAAUCAGUUAUCUUCUGUUCUUAGCAUUCUCUCAUUGUUAAAGGAAUUACAACCUCCUGAGGGUUUUGAACUUUUUCCUCAGUCUGUUUAUGGUUGGCUGAACUAUGAUGGUGAUGAGCCAAAUUGUGAUAUACAAGAGACAUUGAGACAAGCUGUUACACAGGGAGCUACUGACUGGUAUAAUCAUAUAAUGGACAAUAACAAGGUAAAUGAUUCUGAAGAAGAAGCUCAACUGAACCAUGUAAUUAAAAUUGUACAGCUUGUAAGGACAGAUCUUCAGAGAGCAAUUGAAUACCAUGAUAAAAUUUUCCAACAGACAAUCCACUUACCAUAUGCAAAGACACUGUACAAAUUGUAUGAAUCGAAAGUUUCAGAACUAGUUGGACCAGUUAUCAAAAAUGCGUGCAUGUGUUUGAAACCACUGAAAUUUGGCGAUAACAUGGAAGUUGUUGAAGGUGAUACUGAUCCCCUGAGUAUGGGCACCAAAUUGUUUGAGCUCUACUUGAUUCUCCAAAGGUUCUGUGUGAUGGGCAUAGGAUUAUGUCCUGCAGAUGCUGAUGAUUUUGAAAUAAAAAACUUUCAUCUGUGGUUCCAUCGAGGUGUUGCUCAGUGGCUUGAUAUAGCUUUAUACAAGGCGUUACAGAGGAUAAACAAGGCAGUGGAACUAGAUAAGUUGGAACCUGUUGAUAGCACUGUUAAAUACAGCUCAUCUGCUGUAGAUACUCUGGCAAUUUUUUAUCAGAUAAAAAUAUUCUGGAAGCAACUAAACUGGCCAGAUGUAGAAGGUUCUUACACUUUUGUUGCAAAAAUAAUUGAUGAUAUUUGUAAGUGCUCAGUCUAUUAUGCAGACAAAAUGGGCAAGAAAGUUGAAGGUCUUGGCGAAAUUCGGAAUGUGUAUGAAACAAAAUUUGAAGUCACAAAUGAGUGGUGUCUGGCAAUCAAUAACAUUGACUAUGUUAGACAGUCGAUAGUUCCUUUUGUGUCAGAACUGGGUAUGGAGGAAAUAAUCACAUCCCUUGCAAACUUCAGAAGUCAAACAGAAGCUGAACACUGCAGAGAAACAUUACAGUUAGUGAUUGACAAUGACGUUGAAACAGUAAGAAAUAAAAUUCUGGAGUUACUGGAAACAGUUGCUGAAAAGAUGACACCAUCAAUACACAGAUUUUUACUUGAAGGUGCAGAACUUUUACAUCAAGACAGCAAUACUUUGGACAGGUUAAUGAAAUACCUAGAUGAUAACCUAAUUACGCUUCAUUCACAAUUAAAUGAAGAUAAUUUUGAUAGAAUCCUUGCAAUUAUGUGGGAGAAUGUGUCUCACAUUAUGCUUGAUAUUGUGGAGAAUAAUCUAGAGAAAAGGAGGCCUCCAUCAUUUUUUGCAAAUCUACAUGAAACACUGAAUAUAUUGAUAGGUUUCUUCAGACAAGGAGCAGAGAGAAACACCUCCCCAGUUCUUCAGCAAAUAGAUUCAAUGUUGAAAUUACAUGGCAUGGAGACAUCUGAACUUAUACAUCAUUACCACUUAGAAAGGCUUGAAGAGCAAAAUGCCAUGGAGACACCACACUUUGGAUUACUUACUAUCAGAGCACAGUUUGUGGAAGACUUACUAAGAGUAGAAAUUAUGAAUGCUAGGAACCUUCGACCAAUGGAUUCAAAUGGUUCCUGUGACCCUUAUGUAAAGAUACACUUACUGCCAGAGGAAAAAUUUGGUAAUGUAACCAAGCCAAGAACAAAAACACACAAGAAAACAGUUUUUCCAUUAUAUGAUGAAACAUUUACUAUAAAUUUAACACCAGAGCAACAAGGAAUCAAAAAUGGUAUUGUACAUUUUGUGGUUAAAGAUCAAGACUUCAUUGGGGCAAAUCAGUUUAUCGGUGAAGCAUACAUUGCAUUUGCAGAUGUUCCACGUACUGACAUGACAAAAGGGCUUGAGGAACUGGAGCAGAUUCAUCUCAAGUUGAGCAGACCAACUCGAUUUGAGUCAAGAGUUCUGAGAGCUUUGGAGAACAGACAAGAAAAACUGGCAAAAGAUUUUAUUAAGAAGCAAAAGGCAAAGAUCAUUGACAACUAAAUUAUAAUCCAUCCAAAUCUUUAGGGCUGAAGUGGUAGCUACAUGUGAUAAAUGAACUUCAUUUGGUGGUGCCAUGAUAAACUGACGUACUGUAAAAACUUGUUCAUUUAUGAACUUUUUCGUGACUUUAUUGAAAGUCUUAUUUUGUACAAAUUUGUACCUUGAAUGUAUUUAAGAACUUUUGUAAAGACUGCAAUGUAUAUAUAUUUAUAACUAGAUAGAAUAAAUGUUACAGCAUUUUUUAAA
Messenger RNA from Schistocerca americana (American grasshopper), 4564 nucleotides. RefSeq names its product protein unc-13 homolog 4B (gene stac). The coding region runs from base 734 to 4318 and encodes 1194 amino acids. NCBI's taxonomy places the organism in Eukaryota, Metazoa, Arthropoda, Insecta, Orthoptera, Acrididae. The record is from RefSeq and is a predicted model, not a curated record. The transcript is spliced from 23 exons.